Strongylocentrotus purpuratus (purple sea urchin) is the source of this 2930-nucleotide messenger RNA. It is a transcript of the gene rabggtb, whose product is annotated as geranylgeranyl transferase type-2 subunit beta. The transcript is spliced from 9 exons. Bases 110 to 1111 code for a protein of 333 amino acids. The record is from RefSeq and is a predicted model, not a curated record. Lineage: Eukaryota; Metazoa; Echinodermata; Echinoidea; Camarodonta; Strongylocentrotidae. Gene Ontology annotation, biological process: protein geranylgeranylation. Gene Ontology annotation, molecular function: Rab geranylgeranyltransferase activity. Gene Ontology annotation, cellular component: Rab-protein geranylgeranyltransferase complex.
CACAUUCGACACUGACAGAUUGUCAAAAGUGUAAAUAAUUGAUGACGUCACCAACAACACAACAGUGCUCAAUUUCAGUUGCCUGGCCUUGAGCUUGCACUCUUGAGAAAUGGGUACUCCAAUCAAAGAUGUCACCUUGAAGCCGACUGCACCAAAGGAGGUCUUCUUCUACAAACAUGUUACAUACAUAACCAGUUAUAGCUCGAAGAAAGAUGAUUAUGAGUAUGUGAUGACUGAAUACCUGAGGAUGAGCGGUAUGUACUGGGGUAUCGCGGCCAUGGAUCUAUUGGGUCAGCUUAACCGCAUGAACAAACAGAAGAUUAUUGAAUUCACCGUGAGCUGCCAGCAUGAAUGCGGAGGAUUCGGUGCCAGCAUCGGUCAUGACCCACAUCUUCUCUACACAUUGAGUGCAAUACAGAUCUUAGCCAUCUACGAUGCUCUGGAUUCCAUAGACGUUGACAAGGUCGUGGAGUAUGUCACAGGAUUGCAACAAGAAGACGGGUCAUUUGUUGGAGAUAAAUGGGGUGAGGUAGACACAAGAUUCUCCUUCUGUGCUGUGGCAACAUUAUCAUUAUUGAAGAGGUUAGAUGCAGUGCCUGACAUAGAGAAGGCUGUGCAAUACGUUGUGUCAUGUAUGAACUUUGACGGAGGUUUCGGGGUCAGGCCGGGGUCAGAGUCACAUUCUGGUCAGAUCUACUGUUGUGUCGGGUUCCUGUCUGUGACCAACAAUCUUCAUUAUGUCAAUGCUGAUCUACUAGGCUGGUGGCUGUGUGAAAGACAACUCCCGUCUGGAGGGCUAAAUGGUCGACCGGAGAAGCUUCCCGAUGUUUGCUAUUCAUGGUGGGUCCUGGCGUCACUGAAGAUCAUCAAUAGAUUGCACUGGAUAGACAGCAAGAAACUCACCGCUUUUAUUCUGGCUUGCCAAGAUGACGAAACAGGAGGCUUUGCAGAUCGACCCGGUGACAUGGUGGAUCCAUUCCAUACCCUGUUUGGUAUCGCCGGUCUCUCUCUCCUUGGGAACCACUCGGAUAGUAUCAAACCCGUCAACCCAGUCUUCUGCAUGCCGGAAAACAUCUUAACGAGGAUAGGUGUCGCCCCUCAAAUCUUAUGAGACAUUCCACUCUAGAUUUAUUUAUAAAAUGGUGUAUUUGUGAAAGAGCAUCUUAUAUACAGAGAAGCUUCAUGUACCCGAAUCAUGUGCCACUGUAAAUGUGUUACAUAAUGCACGCGUAGGCAAUAUAUUAUAUUGACGCUACUUCACUGGAGGGCUUCAAGGGAGCGCUUCCACCAAGCAUCUAGACCAAGAACUAGAUAGUUUAUUCCUCAGCACUAAAUCCUGACUUAUGGAUCCUGCUGAGUAUCGUCGUAGAAGUAGAAGUAGAAGUAUAUCAACCCUUUUUUGCGCAGUAUAUUGCAUACAAAUGUAUGCAUACACAUGUAUUUGCUGGAAAGCAUCCCAUUGGCUGAGAAACUAUCACAUGACUCUCACCAGCUUGUAAAUGUGCAUGAGCAUGCAAUAUAACAAUCUUUUUUGCGUGGUAUAUUGCAUACAAAAGGGUACCAUACUGCAUAUGGAAUCAACCGGUGCGUAUCCAUUGUCGUAUAAAGCUGCACACAUAUAAUAUAUUAGGCUAUACAGAAGAAACACUGAAAGUGAUGACUUGAUUAAAAACAGUGCAAGAGAUCAAAAAUACCCUAAAAUUUUAAAUAACAAAUAUUGAAUGCAUAUCAUCAUAUGUUCACCUCCAAAUUGAGACUUUCCAACGUAAAGUUAUACUUCAACCUGUGCCUGUGGCCUCGAUCAAAACAUCAUGCGGGAAAUUCUGACUUUGUUGGUUCAUAUAUUAUUAUUUGUUUACGUUGAGCAUUUCAAUAUUCAUAUAAUGUGCUGAAAUUGUUAAUCAUGCAAACUUGGCUUUACUACCAUUAAGUUUGACUAAUGGAUUAUGCCCUUUCAGUUGGUUCAAAUUUGUUUAUCUCUGAGUAGUGCUACGUUGCAGACUUACAUGUGAAAUGACUUGUAGUUUUGAUAAAGAAUGCGUUACUGAUCCAAUGGAACACUUGCGUAUUUUCAGUAUUACAAAUAUAUCAUUAUGGCAAGAAGGUUCUGGAUUCAUUCACCCCUCUCAACCCCCCCCCCCCCCCAAAAAAAAAAAAACAGAAAAAAAAACACCUACAUGUACAACAAAUCAAAAUGCUCAAAUUUAUGCAAUAUCUGCAAAAUAUCAUGCCUGGGCCUCGUUUUAAAGAGUUGAUAUCAAUCGCAACUUAUUGGCGAUUGAUAUCAAUCACAAUUAUGUACAUAUUAAGAGAUAGGAGACUGCAAACUUGCGAUUGAUUGGAGGACUUGCAAUUGAUUUGGAUCAGUCGCAACUCGUUGUAGGACGGGGCCCUGGUGUACUUUAUGUUAUGAAUAUUUAUAAGAUUUGUACCAAUAUCCAAUAUGUGCAAGGAAAAGUGAUUUAUACAUGUUGUGAAAGAUUUGGACAUUAUAUGAAUCAGCUAUGAGUUUUGAUCCCAUCGUUAUGAUAUCCCAGUACCUGACUUGAAUUGAAUAGAAUGUAAUUAGUAAUAAUGUCCUGGCUGAAAUGUACAAUGCAAACAGUUAAGAUACAUGUAUGAGACAUGAAUACAUCUCCUGUGUUGCCAUGUAAAAUGAUAUUGCCAAGCCCUGUUAUUGUUAAAUAUGUAAAUGUGAUGAAUUUGUUGGUAUAUUAUACGUCAUUUCAGUGCAGAUAAACUACACAAACUGAUGGAACACAACUUUUUGUGUCACAUGUACAUAAAGUAAGCAAGACAUAAAUAUGAAUAGAUGCAGCUUUACAGCUGUCUGAUUUAUGUAUGUUUAUUCGAAAGGGAUAUUAUAGUGACAGCAACAUUUAUCAUAAUAUAUUUAUGUGUAAAUUUGAAAUAAACAUAUAACAUCCACA